UUUUUUUUUUCUUCUUCUUCCUCUGGUUUGGAUGUGAAAAGGGGCUUGACGGGGAAAUAGGUGCAGCGAAGCCCAAAUUGGAGUGUUUAGUUUCUCCAAGCGGUGAGAAACUUGGCUGAUGGAGAAACCAUGAAGGAGAGCAUUAAUCGCUUGAAAUUUUUCCUGUGGCUGGGAAAAACAGCGUUGCUACAAAAUUCCCACUUCUUGUAAUAGGUCCACAGAAAGCUGGAAAGUGUGAAAAUGCCACAGCCCGCGCCACAGGGACCCCCCGAGAAGGGGAAAAUGACUGUGAUGCUUGCUCUAGUGACCCUCAUCGCAGCCUUCGGAUCAUCCUUCCAGUAUGGAUAUAAUGUCUCUGUGAUCAAUUCUCCAGCACCGUUCAUGCAACAAUUUUACAAUGAAACGUACCAGGGACGGUACAAUAAAUAUAUGGACGAGAGCUUGAUGACUGCCCUCUGGUCUCUGAGUGUGUCCUUCUUCCCACUUGGGGGUUUCUUUGGAUCGCUGAUGGUGGGGCCCAUGGUGAACAACUGUGGCAGAAAGGGCACCCUCCUCCUCAACAACAUCUUCUCCAUCAUCCCCGCCAUCCUCAUGGGGAUCUCCAAGGUAGCCAAGACCUUCGAAGUGAUCAUCAUUUGCCGCAUCAUUAUUGGCAUCUGCGCAGGCCUUUCUUCCAACGUUGUCCCCAUGUACCUUGGAGAGAUGUCCCCCAAAAACCUCCGAGGAGCCAUCGGGGUGAUGCCGCAGCUGUUCAUCACAGUGGGAAUCCUGGCGGCUCAGAUUCUCGGGAUGAGAAUGAUCCUCGGAAGCGCCGAAGGGUGGCCGCUCCUCAUAGGUCUGACGGGAGUCCCUGCCAUGUUACAACUUAUCCUCCUGCCCUUUUGCCCCGAGAGUCCCCGUUACCUGCUGAUCCAGAAAGGCGACGAAGAGGGCGCUAGAGCAGGUACGCUUCCUGCUUCUAGGAAUCCCGGCUGUCCUCGCCUUACGGCCACAAUUGAGCCCAGUUGCAGACCACAGGCGAUCUGGUGGAUGCCCUACAUCAGCAUUGCCUGCGUAAUCAUUUACGUCGUGGGACAUGCCAUUGGCGCAAGCCCAAUUCCGAGCGUUAUGAUAAUGGAAAUGUUUCUCCAGUCUUCUCGUCCGGCUGCCUUCAUGGUGGGAGGUUCGGUGCAUUGGCUGUCGAAUUUCACCGUGGGGCUGGUUUUCAGCUAUUUGGAGCAAGGGCUGGGCCCCUACUGCUUCCUCAUUUUUGGCGCCGUCUGUUUGGCCACCGCCGUCUACAUCUUUCUUAUUGUCCCCGAAACCAAGAACAAAACCUUUAUGGAGAUCAACCAGAUCAUGGCUAAGAGGAACGGUACCGAAGAUCCGGCCGAGAAAGACGAAUUGAAAGAUUUCACUGCCGUUUCCGUGCCGUACAACAAGAAAAUGGAUGGUGAAAGAAGCAGCGCAUUGUAAGGUCUUGGCAACGGUCAAAUUUUUCCCCGUGUAAAGCCACCAAACAAUCUACCUUAAGCAUCUCUGGUUUGCAACUCCCCUGGCGUCUCCUUUCCUCGCUGUUGGACAAAAACUUAUUUCAAGGAGAAAACAGGAUGACCAAACUUUUGCCAUUUUUCGGCCGUUGCCUUCCAAGCUGGGCCUGGAGUUAGCGAGAUUUUGCGCGGAAUAAGAUCCUGGGUUUGGAAGAGAUGCAGCUAAUCUGGGUGUAAUGCUCGGGGAAAAAAAAAAAGGAUUUUCCAUCGGGUGGACUCUGAAAAAAAUUAUCAGUAUUUUGUUGUUGUUGUUCUUGAAUAGGGAUGCAUUUGGGCUCCCUUAUGUGGGAGCAUGUAAAUAAUUUUCACUUAAUAAUGUUGGGCUUCUGUUUUUAGAUAACACCUAAUUUAACUGUGGAAAGAGUCUCCCCCUCUAAAGUGGAGAGGUGAAUUUUGUGACACACACACACACACAACCCAGGGGUCUUGAAGAUGUGUUAGAUGAAGUGCCUUUAGUUAGUUAGAUGAAAUGAAAAGAAAUAGCUUUGCAAAUGGGUUAGAUUAAAAGCCUUAUUUUCCCAAGUCAGGCCAAUCCCUGGCUGUCUUAUUAUAACACAACUGCAUUUUGCAAGUUUUAUGCUAUACCACAGUGGUCUCUUUGAAAAGUGUUUGUUUCUGCCCCAAUGUUCAUGAGAACCACUUCUAAAUUUAACAAAACCAUCUCAACUUUUUCUUCCGGGUCCCAGGCGGUUAAAAAUUUGAGAUAGGAAAACAUUUCCUAAAUGUAGAAAGCUAGCCUCUCAAGGGGUUUCAUCUUAGCCAGGAUCUAGCCAGGAUGCUAGAUAUCACUCAUGCAUUCUUUUUGGAGGCAGAUCUACAGAUCCCUGCAUUCAAGGUAAGCCUGCAGUGGAUUUAGAGGCCACCUUAAAAAUAAUUUCCACCCCAGGGGAUAUUUUCUACAACUGAAUUUAACUUGGGCUCUGAACAAUUUGCCAGUUUUCUAUUUCUUUUGUCAUUUUUAUUUUUGCUUUCCAAAACAGGUUGCUGUGUUUGUUUCCCUUGCAACCAGAAUCAACUUUUUUCAAAGCAAACCUGAUUUUUUUUAAAAAAAUAUCCGCAAAUUGAGAAGUAGCGAAGAGAAUGUUGUACAUAUCUUGAAAUAGGUUUUUUUGUGUUUUUUUUCUUUAGUUUCUUUUCACUGGGUAUUUUCCCGCCAAAGUAUGGGGGAAUUAUACUUUUGCACAAACAGGUGUAUUUUAUUUUAUUAUUUUGAGUGCUGCGAAAUAAAACAUAGUUGUUGGA
Pseudonaja textilis is the source of this 2771-nucleotide messenger RNA. The record is from RefSeq and is a predicted model, not a curated record. NCBI's taxonomy places the organism in Eukaryota, Metazoa, Chordata, Lepidosauria, Squamata, Elapidae.